AUGGGAAGUGGAGUGAUUAAGAAACGGACUGGGAAUGGAUUGAUUGAUGAACAAAGUUCUUUACUUGGGGAUAGGAGAUCAAGGGAUCGUGUUGAUGGAGAUGAUGAUGAUAUAUCGACGGGUCAAAGUGGGGGUGAGGAUGAUAGUAGCAAUGAUGAUGAUAGUGAGGAUAAAGCAAAUCAACAAGUUGGAAAAUGGAGAGCUAUAUUGAUAAGUAUCAGUGUAUUUGGUUUGAUAUUCUUGCAAGCAACAAACAUGUCCGGAAUUUCAACCACACAAUCCAAAAUUGCUGAAGAUCUUGAUUCAUUUACUGAAGCAAGUUGGUUUACAUCUACUUAUUUAGUAAGAUAUCCUUCCUCAUCAUCUGAUCACAUACUUACAUUAAAUCAGAUAGCCAUGUCAUCCAUAUCACCAGUAGCAGCACGAUUAGCUCAAAUUUUCUCUCCUAGAAAUCUCAUCCUAACAGCAGCAAUACUCUUCUCAAUCGGAGGAACUGUCACAUCACAAGCCCCGGAUCUCAAAACUUUCCUCAUGGGAAGAGCUAUCAGUGGUAUUGGAGGUGCGGGUAUCAUGACCAUCAGUCUCAUAUUAAUAUUAGAACUCACCAGUAAAAAACGUCGAGGGAUUUUCAUCGGAUUAGCUAAUUCGGGAUUUACACUGGGUGUCUCUCUAGGUGCUGUUGUUUGGGGAGCUUUAUUACCAGUUGUUGGUUGGAGAGCUUUGUUUUUGUUUCAGUCACCUCUGGCUGUCCUUUCUGGAAUUGGUAUUUAUUUGAGUAUUCCUAAGAGUUUUACUUCUGGACAGAAGAGUGCACAUGGGGAAUCUAUUACUUCUAAGCUUGCAAAAAUUGACUAUCUCGGAUCUCUUUUUCUCAUCACAACCAUCAUCCUCUUCCUUUACGGACUUUCCUCACCAAAAAUUGAAUGGCUACCUAUUCUUUGUUCAAUUCUUACCCUUAUACUCUUCCUCUACAUUGAGCUUAAUAUUGCCAGCGAUCCAAUUAUACCAAUCAGUGUAUUGAAAUCUCGUGGAGCUCUCCUCUCUUGUAUUUCUCAACUAGGAAUCAUGUCUGCAAGAUGGAGUAUCCUAUUCUACGCACCCGUCUACGCAAUCUCUCUCCGCGGCUGGUCUCCUGCAUCCGCAGGUUCAAUUCUCAUACCUACAAAUGUGGGAUUUGCUCUAGGUGGUAUCAUAGCUGGUGCAUUCCAUAUCAAAAGAGCAGGAAGUUUCUGGCUACCCUGCAUAACAUCCCUAACCCUCUUCUCCACAACCCUAAUCCUCUUCUCCCAGUUCUCCCUCCCCAGCACCCCCAUCCCCAUCUUCAUCCUCCUCGCCCUCACAAACGGCCUCUGCAUCGGCGCCGCCGUAAACUACACCCUCGCUCACCUUCUACACCUCACCCACCCCUCCACCCACUUCAUCUCCACCUCUUUAAUAACCACAUUCCGCGGUUUCGCCGGCUCAUUCGGUUCUGCCAUUGGCGGCGGCGCUUUUAUUCGUGUUUUGAAAACAGGACUCGAAGAUGGGUUUAACAGAAAUGGGGGUUUGGAUGGAAGAGAAGAACUCGUGAGGAAAUUAUUAGGUAGUCCCGCGUUGGUGAGUACGCUAGGUGGAGUGGAGAGGGAUGUGGCGAUGAGUGCUUAUGGGGAUGGGUUUAGAGCUUUGUGGGGUGGGGCGGCGGUGGUGGCGUUUUUGAUGGUGGGGGUGCAGGCUGCGGCGGGGUGGGAGGGGUAUGGUAAGGGGAAGGAAGAGGAGGAGGGGUUGGGAGUGGGAAAUGGAUUGGGGGUUGGAAAUGAGGUUUCCGAAGAGGGAAUGGAGGAGGGUGUUUAG
Messenger RNA from Sclerotinia sclerotiorum 1980 UF-70, 1830 nucleotides. RefSeq lists its product as hypothetical. Gene Ontology annotation, biological process: transmembrane transport; basic amino acid transport. Gene Ontology annotation, cellular component: fungal-type vacuole membrane. The record is from RefSeq and is a predicted model, not a curated record. The coding region runs from base 1 to 1830 and encodes 609 amino acids. NCBI's taxonomy places the organism in Eukaryota, Fungi, Ascomycota, Leotiomycetes, Helotiales, Sclerotiniaceae. Gene Ontology annotation, molecular function: basic amino acid transmembrane transporter activity. The transcript is spliced from 4 exons.